Physcomitrium patens is the source of this 3964-nucleotide messenger RNA. RefSeq names its product pumilio homolog 1. The record is from RefSeq and is a predicted model, not a curated record. Gene Ontology annotation, cellular component: cytoplasm. Gene Ontology annotation, molecular function: mRNA binding. Gene Ontology annotation, biological process: post-transcriptional regulation of gene expression. NCBI's taxonomy places the organism in Eukaryota, Viridiplantae, Streptophyta, Bryopsida, Funariales, Funariaceae.
CUCUCCCUAGCUUUCCCUAACCCAGGAACACCGAGGAGCAGCACGCGAGUGGGACCGGCGGCUGUGCGAUGAUGCAUCCAAGUGCGCCGAGACGUCUACUGUAAUGGAGGAUGUUUCGUAAGAGAAACGAGGGCUUGGUCGGGGUCGGGCGAUGGGGAGGAGGGAGGGAGCAGUCUGGCCUCUGUGAAUCCACCGCCACCCAGCGAGCGACAUGCGUUGCGUCUCGUUGCCAAGCGCACCCGGCCUGGUCGUGGUGGCACGCAGACAGACAGACGCCACCUUCCUCGCUUUUCUCUUUCUUCUUCUCUCGCGUCGUUUCUUCACCGGUUCGAGGUGCUCGGAUGGGCGGGCUUGCGUGCGUGAAGGAAAUUUGGAGUACUGAAGGUGACGUCUAACAAGGACUUUGACACUAGGAGGAGGAAUACGUUCCCGUGGUACAUGGUGGCGACACUUUGCGAGUGAGCCAGAGCGUAGCAAGCCUUGUCCUGGAGAAUGAAAAAUGCGCACGGUUGAGAUGAUGCUGAGCGGCGCAUAGUGGUGGGAGUCAGCACACGUUGAAAUGGCGACGGAGAGCCCUGUUAUGAUGAUGUCUGGAGGGAUUAGAGGGAAUAUGGGAACUCUGGGGGAGGGCCUACGGACUGGGAGCGGAGGUGGUCAUGGCACCUCACAGGAUCUGGAUGGAGUUACUGAGUUGGGUCGUCUUCUGAAAGGGCGAACCCGAUUCGAUAACAUUUUGAACUCUGGACACGUACCGCAAAGAAGCGGCAGUGCUCCUCCCAGCGUGGAGGGGUCUUUGGCAGCGAUGGGUGGGCUGCUCGACAUGCCCACCAGCCACAAAGGCGGGCGUGGUGCGAAUGUUCAAUCAGGGGAGGAGGAUGUUUUGGAUGCCGAAGAAGCGCAGCGCGCAGAUCCCAAGUACCUGGUAUAUUAUUACAGCAACAUCAAUCUGAAUCCGAGGUUGCCGCCACCGUUGAUAUCGUGGAAUAACUAUCGGUUGGCACAGAGAUUGCAAUCUGGGAUGGGAGCUGCGGGAUUCGGGGACAAGAAGAAGUUGCGGUCAAUGGACGACAGCAGCAGCAGGUCCUUGUUCUCGAGCCAGCCGUUAUUGCCGACACACAGAGAGGAGCCGGAGGUUCCAGAGGAGGACAAUUCACCGAUGGAGGCCCUUGCGAGGACGGUGUCUAGCGACUGGGCAGAAAGAGAGAGGGGUGAUGGGUUGAUGGGUUUGUCGUCUGGGCUUGGCCCCCGUCCCAAGAGCCUAGUAGAUCUGAUUCAGGAGGAUUUUCCUCGAACGCCGUCGCCAGUGUAUCACUUGUCUCGGUCGUCAAGCAGAGCCGCAAACGACGAGAGCGAGGGUGCGAAUCCGGUGUUGGAGCUGCAAUUGGCCCAUUUGCGGGAGUCGGGUGCGGGCGAAUCGAAUGCUGGAGCAAGUGGUAUGGGGUCGCGUAGUACGACUCCCGUUCCUGGAGUGUCGAAUCUGCACCAAUCUUCGGGGCCCGCAGCGCCUGUACCGAGAAUACCUACGCCAGAGAUUUUACUCGCAAGCAGUGUCCGUUCCGCCAGUCCGAGUUUGGCGAGGAUGGGCGGGGUAUCAGGACUUUCUGGAGGAAAUAUAUCUUUCUCUAGUUCGGAUGCGCGGAGCGUGGGUCUGGGGCGAGCCGCGAGUUCAAGCGCUGCGGAUUUCGCUCAGAUGGCAAUGCCGAUGAACAGGUCGGCGAGUGCAAGCACGGCGGAUUUCGAGGCAGCCUUCCAAGGGUUGAGUAUGUCGGAUAUACAGGGAUCGACGGCAGCGCGAGAGGAAAGAGAAAUGCAGCAACAGCAACAGAAGCAGCAACAGAAACAGCAACAACAGCAGCUGCAGCAACAGCAGGAGCAACAGCAGGCGCGGCUGCAGCAACAGCAGCAGGCGCAACGGCAGCAGCAGCGAGCUCAAAUAGCUGCGCAGGCGCAGUCGCAGGCACAAGCUCAAGCAGCGCAGGCUUUGGCAUAUUCGCAGGCUUUCCAGCAGCAGCUGUAUCCGGGUGUGGACUCUGGGUACCGAGGUCAGCCGAAGUUUGGUGUGGGUGGAACGGCAAGCCAACAAGCUGGGGCGGCCGGGCUCCAGCCCAAUGUCGGGGCAAACAAUAAUCCGGCGAAUAUGUAUGCUGCUGCAGCCGCCGCCAUGUACAUGGCACAGCAGAAUCCGUACUACCCGAAUUUGAACUCUGCGGCCGUUUACGGUCCACAGCAUGGGUUGGGUGGAUAUCCCGUGAAUCCGGCGAUGCUGGCCCCUAUGAUGGCCGGAUACCCACCCCCGGUGUUCGAUCCUGCAACUGCAGCUGCUCUUGCGAGCAUGGGCGUGAGAGGCGGCGUCCCCGGUUCGCCUGGUCAAGCAGCGGUGGACAUGCAGAACCUGUAUAAGUAUGCGGGCGGAGCAUCGCCCCAGAUGCACGAUCCGAUGUACUUGCAGUACAUGCGUGCCGCGGAGGAGGCCCGUGCAGCGGCGCUGGAUCCUUCGGUACUGAGAAAUUACAUGGGGGGAGGUCCCGUGGAUAUGGUGGAGCUUCAGAAGAACCAGCUGAGUGCAAUGCUGGGCGGUUACAGCGCGGAGCAGAAGUCGCAGUUUGGGAGAGCAGGGUCAAUGGGGAUCCCGAUCGCGAGCCAGAAGAGCGGUUCGAUGAGCCCAGCGUACUAUGGCAGUCCUCCUGGUGUGGGUAUGCCAUAUAACAAUUCACCUCUGACGAGCCCGGUGCUUCCGGGGUCGCCGGUGGGGGCGGGAAGUUUUCCGAUGCGGCGCGAUGAGCGGAACAUGCGGCUGUCUUCUGCGUCGAGGACGAGUUCCGGCAACAUGGGAGCUGCGAGCGGGGCGACAUAUGCAGGGUGGCAGGGGCAGAAGACGGGCGAGACGACUGAAGAGAGUCGGGGGUCAACGUUGCUGGAAGAGUUCAAGAACAGCAAGACGAGGCGAUUCGAGCUGUCGGACAUCGCAGGGCACGUUGUGGAGUUCAGCGCCGAUCAGCACGGGAGUAGGUUCAUUCAGCAGAAGUUGGAAACGGCAACCCUGGAGGACAAGAACAUGGUUUUUCAGGAGGUGCUUCCACGAGCUCUGGUGCUAAUGACGGAUGUUUUCGGCAACUAUGUGAUACAGAAGUUUUUCGAGCACGGCACUCAUCAGCAGAGGAGAGAGCUGGCAAGCAAGUUGGAGGGACAAGUUCUGGUGCUGAGUCUGCAGAUGUACGGUUGCAGAGUGAUUCAGAAGGCGCUGGAGGUGGUGGACGUGGAUCAACAGACGCAGUUGGUGUCGGAGUUGGAUGGGAACGUGAUGCGGUGUGUGCGGGACCAGAACGGGAAUCACGUGAUUCAGAAGUGCAUCGAGUGUGUGCCGCCCGCUAAGAUCCAUUUCAUCAUCUCUGCGUUUUACAAUCAGGUGGUGACUCUGUCUACGCAUCCUUACGGAUGCCGGGUGAUUCAGAGAGUCCUAGAGCAUUGCACGGACGAGCAGAAGCAGAAGGGUAUCAUGGAGGAGAUAUUGCGUUCCACUUGUACUCUGGCUCAGGACCAAUACGGCAACUAUGUUGUGCAGCAUGUGCUUGAGCAUGGACGAGAUCACGAGAGAAGCGAGAUCAUCACAAAGCUUGCGGGGCAAAUUGUACAAAUGAGUCAGCACAAGUUUGCAUCGAACGUGGUGGAGAAGUGCUUGGAGUACGGCGGGCCAGUGGAGCGACAGAUACUGAUCGAUGAAAUGCUUGGUCUGACGGACGAGAACGAGCCGCUGCAGGCAAUGAUGAAAGACCAGUUCGCAAACUACGUGGUCCAGAAGGUGUUGGAAACGUGCGAUGAGUCGCAGCGCGAACUGUUGCUGGGUCGUAUUCGGGUGCACUUGCAUGCUCUGAAGAAGUAUACUUAUGGCAAGCAUAUCGUUGCGCGUGUGGAGAAGCUGGUUGCCGCCGGGGAGAGGCGGAGUGCUGCGUACAUGGCACACAAC